This is a messenger RNA of Amoebophrya sp. A25, 366 nucleotides long. NCBI's taxonomy places the organism in Eukaryota, Dinophyceae, Syndiniales, Amoebophryaceae. The record is from the annotation of a GenBank genome assembly.
AUGGUAAGACAGAAACUUCGGAAUCAUGUUCGCAACACUAAGAAAGUCGCGCUUUUCAGGCGAAUCAAUAGAGACACGCGAGGAGAAAUGAUGGAGAUUCUUGACACGUUGCAAUAUUUCGCAGGCUGCCAUGUCUUUCUGACCAUUCAAGACAGCAGGCAGUUCAUCAUCAUUUUCACCUUUUUACGACUUCCUUGCACAGUAGACAACAGCUACUACGUUUGCAUUUUUUUUGUCUGUCAGUAUUCGUUUCGAAUGAAGACCCCUGUAUGGAACUCAAAUGAAAGACUUCACAUCAUAGCGUCACUCUCUUACUGUUUCCGUAACCCUAAACGGGGUGUAGGAGGGGUAGCACGAGAAAAUUAA